AUCGGUCCGUUUCGUGCGGGGGUGAUGAAGCUGCGCGGCACCGUUGGCGGAAUUAUAAGGCUGUACGCGGCCGGGAGGAAGCCCAACCGGCACAGCGCGCAGAUACGGGUACCAUUUGGUGCGCUGACCGGUGGUGCGCGGCGUGAGGGGCAGCCGCUACGCGCAACAACAGCAGUUGGGCAGCAAACAGGAUGCUGGGCGGCCUGGGCGGCGGCGGCGACGAUGAGGGCGACCCCUACAACUUCGACAUGGGCGGCGGCGACGACUUCGGCGGCUUCGGCCAGUCGGACAGCUUUGAUGAUGCGCCCAAGCGGCCCGCGAAGAAGGCGCCCCCGAAGCGCCCCUCCAGUAAAGCCGGCCGCUCCCUCGGGCCCAAGCCCAUCUCGAGUGAUGUGGGCACGAAGACCUUCAAGAAGGCAAGUGCAAGCGACGUCCUCGCGAAGGCCCAGGCUAUGUUGAGUAAGGCGCCCACCGGAAGCGGCCAAAAAAAGAAGGAAAGUCGUAGGUCAAGGUCGCCGUCGAUGGACGCCGAUGGGAUCAUGGCCAACUUGAGCUCCUCAGAAGACGGCAGCCCGAAGAAGAAGACGACGACGCUGCGGAGGCUCGACACGCAGUCGUUCGACCCUGACAGUUCAUUUGCGGAAGACGAGGAGGCCGAGGUGGACCUGCAGCCGCAGCAGGCCACGUCCCCCGUGAAUGAUGAUGACGACGACGAGAACAUUUUGAAUUCGGAAAUAGCACGGCAGUCCGUCUAUGGGCAAGUGCGGGACGCGUCCGCGCUCGUCCAAGAGGAGGAAGUGUCAGAAGAUGAAGUCGCAGAAGAGGAGGAGGAGGAGAAUCCACCGUUGACGGAGACGGCGAAGGCCCAGUUCACCUCGUCGAUCCACGGCAACGUCCGCAGCAUCACGGACUUGCCUUCUCGAUUGGGAGCGCCGCCAACCAGAGACUCGUCGCAGUUCGAGUUCGGGGCGGAAGUGCUCCAAUCACCUCGCGCGCCGGCCGCGGCACCGAGUCAAUCCCCGCAGAAAUUACCUCCACGUCAACCGAAGCCCAAGAUGCGGCGCCAGGUCUCCUUCGACGCGGCGCACGCGUCUAGGGACGACGCCGUGCAGAUGCGUGAGUCGAACGAGGAGGAGCCCCUCGACGAGAGCGUGGCCGACGAGUCUCUGGAAAGAUCUCCGGCACUGUCGGGGAGACCCUUCGCGUCGGACAACUCCGGCGAGUUUUUACGGGAGUCUAUUGAUGAUGAGACGUACUCGGAGGAGUUCCACGAGGGCACGAUGUCGCGGACGGCGUCGCCGCGAGCGCCCGCCGGGCCGCCCCUCGUGCCUCCCGUACAGCAGGGGCCGCCUGCGUCCGUCGUCGCGCCGCCGAUUCCUGCCGUCGCGCCGGCACCUGCGCCGCCGCCGCCGCCGCCUCAGAAACCUACAAUAGUGGCCGACGACCUGCCCUGCGGCGUAGAUUUUACGCUGCGGCUGGACAAGGUACCUCUAUCAGAAUUAGAUGGGUCCGUCACUCGACUAGUGGAAGAGGACGUGUCGAGGGCGUUAGGUAUACCACGACGGGUCGUGCAGGUAACAAGUGUGAGGGAGUCGCUGGCCGGGCCGCAGGCGUCGGUGCUAGAAUGCCGCAUCCAGGUUAAAGAUGGGGCUUCGGCGAGAAGAUUGGGCGAGGUGCUGACGCGCGCGCCGCCCAUUUUGUUGGAGAGACAAGCGCCGGACUUUUCGUCUUGUAGAUAUUUAGACAGAGUGCGGGUCCGGGACGACCCUUCACCGAAAGCGAUGCCCACGGCCUACCCCUUCGGCGAGGCGACGAAAAUCAGAGGCCCGGCGUCGGGCCCGCAGCCCGUCCGUUUACUAGUCUACGACGAGGAUGAAGAUGAGGAUGUGGACGUCGACGAGGCCGAGGGGGCCUUGCACUUAGUACGAACGAGGGAGGUCGCCACCCAAUUCUGCGGCAACGACGCUAGUAUUCAGACGGCCUACGUCUUGGCCCGUGUGGAGAUCCUUGCGAGAGACCUUCGCCGCCCUCCACGCCAUCGAGCAGACGCAGCUACGGAGAAAACGCGUCGAUGGCGUGGGGUGCCGACAUCCAGUUUUCACACAGGUACCAGAGACCAUGGGCGCCGCGCACCCGGCCUUCAAGGCCAUGACCCGCGCGACGGACGCCGCGAUGAACUCGCUGGAUCCGGCGUCGUUCCUGGAGCAACCGCCGCCACCACCACCUCAACCGUACAUGUACGGCUACCCGCCGCAACCCUACAUGAUGAUGCCACCUCCCCAAGUGUCUCCUACCGUAAUGAAGGAGGCGAGAGCCGAUUUUGAUAGGAUGUUGAGGGACCAGCAGAAGUUGCAUGAUAUGCUCGCCUCCGUGCGUCAAGAUCUGGAGAAGGCCCACGCCGACGUCAUGAACGCGGUGCCCCAGACCGCCAUGCCGCCCGCCGCUUCUGUGAUCAAGGAGCCGCGGCCGCCGGACCUGCCCUACUGGAAGGCGUACAUGGACGUCGACCCGGCGCUUACGGAACAGGAGGCGCGCGAGCUCGCCUUCAACGACGUCAAAGGCAAGUCCAUGGAGGACGUGGGGACGGGGCCCGUCGGCGCCGAGGAGGCCAAGGCGGGCGGGCCGCGCGAGUAAGAG
This is a messenger RNA of Pelagomonas calceolata, 2637 nucleotides long. NCBI's taxonomy places the organism in Eukaryota, Pelagophyceae, Pelagomonadales, Pelagomonadaceae. The record is from the annotation of a GenBank genome assembly.